AUGUGGUGCUUCCGCCUUGGCAACUUCGUUGCUCUCAUCGGCGUCCUUUUGGUCAGUCCGACAGCAACAUCAGGUGCAGCUGUGGGGGUUGCACCUCAAGCAGGUAGCGACGGACUUUGUUACAAAUAUGUUGUCCAGGCUGGCGAAACUUGUACCUCGAUUGCUCAAGCACACUCUCUCGCCUUGGCUGAUAUCGAAAAUUACAAUGCUCAAAGCUGGGAAUGGCGUGGAUGUGGAUAUUUAGUGCAGGGUACUUACAUCUGCCUCAGUUCCGGAGAUCCUGUGAUGCCAGCUACGCUUUCAAAUGCUGUUUGUGGCCCCCGGGUGCCUGGAACAGGACGCCCUAACAAGUGGUCUGACCUGGGGUCUUUGAAUCCGUGUGCGGCUAAUGAAUGUUGCUCUUCGUUUGGUUAUUGUGGAAGCACUUCGGACUUUUGUACUUCUGCGGCUCAUGCCAGCGGCACCAAUCGCACUGAAGAGACCACAUCGAAAAAGACUGCCACAGCUACUGACACAGCUAAAGCUAUCCAGAAACUUGUGGCUAUUCAGAAACUUGUGGCUAGCAGUGAGUCCUCAUCCACCAAGAAGACGACAUCAACCAGUGCAACCAAAGCUACGUCAACCACCACAACCACCAAGCCUACUUCCACCAGCAAAACCACGUCGGCGACGAAGUCAGCCAACUCAGCUCAAAACAAAGAAAGCGCUGCCACCAGCAAACCGGGAUAUGUUAAGCCAUGGACAAUGAUAAUGUACAGCAAGAAGGACUGCAAGGGCGACUACAUCCAACUCCAAGGACAUAAUUUGGGCUACAAGAAGGACUACAAAUGCCUAAGACCGAACGGAAGUCUAAGCAGUGAAUCAGAUACGGGGUUUUCCUGCAGAUGGUUUUAUGACAACGGCGCCUCAAGCACUGGUUGUAAUGCCGGCCACGUCGACACACCUGCAUCCUGGCUAGUGAAGGGUGGUAUCUGCACUGUAUGGGAGUAUAUAUAUUGUGAUGAAACCAAGCAUCGUUCUAUGGGCUACUACAGUCCGGAAUGUCGAAAUCGGAAUGAGUAUGAUAUACAGAAUUGGUAUUCUAUGAAAUGCUAUGUUCCUGAAGGGUUGAAUGAAUCUUGA
This is a messenger RNA of Penicillium concentricum, 1122 nucleotides long. RefSeq lists its product as uncharacterized. Lineage: Eukaryota; Fungi; Ascomycota; Eurotiomycetes; Eurotiales; Aspergillaceae. Gene Ontology annotation, molecular function: chitin binding. Bases 1 to 1122 code for a protein of 373 amino acids. The transcript is spliced from 2 exons. The record is from RefSeq and is a predicted model, not a curated record.